Hypoxylon trugodes is the source of this 2937-nucleotide messenger RNA. Its product is annotated as Sec1-like protein. Gene Ontology annotation, biological process: intracellular protein transport; vesicle-mediated transport. The transcript is spliced from 5 exons. Gene Ontology annotation, molecular function: syntaxin binding. The record is from RefSeq and is a predicted model, not a curated record. Gene Ontology annotation, cellular component: plasma membrane; secretory granule. Bases 347 to 2524 code for a protein of 725 amino acids. NCBI's taxonomy places the organism in Eukaryota, Fungi, Ascomycota, Sordariomycetes, Xylariales, Hypoxylaceae.
GUGGCCCCCAUCUCUUUGAAACUUAUUCCUCCCACCGCGUUGUCAUGUUUAAUGCCUUCAACGACGUGGACAACUUGUCUUGAAUCUUCCAGUACAGACUUUUGUUUGUGUUACUGCCUUAUCACAAACACGAGCGCGUACGAUAAACUAUCGCAAUUGCUGAAGACGAGCAAUUGCCAGCAUCGAGCACCACGUUGGCCUUUAGAUAGCUACAGGAGCUUACCUACCCACACCCAUUUCGAGCCGCCCAACUACGCGAUACAUAUAUCCCCCCCCCCUCGAAAGCAUUCAAGUAGUAGUUUGCCAUUUAUAGGCACCGAAUCCUGCCUACGGGCUACAAGUCAAGAUGGGGGUAUCCGUUAUUGACGAGCAACGCGACAUUAUUAUAGAUACAAUCAAGCAUAUCACUUCUGGAGAUUGGAAAGUUCUAGUUGUCGACGGCGAAUCCAAGAAAAUCAUCGACAAUGUCGCCAAGGAAGAUGAUAUUCUUAAUCAUAACAUUGCGAACAUCGAGCGCAUCGAAGACCGAAGAGAAAAGAAUCCGACAAUGGAUGCUAUAUACAUCCUAUCGCCCCUACCACAUAUUGUAGAUUGUCUCAUGGCGGACAUUGAACAACGGAGAUAUCAACGAUGUUUCUUAGUAUGGACAACCGUGCUUGACCCCCAAUUACGAAGGCGAAUAGACAGUUCCGCUCUAGCAAAGCAAGCUAUAGCAGGUUUCGAGACUCUAUCGAUUGACUACUUUCCCCGCGAAUCGCAUCUUAUUACAUUUAGGGAUCCAUGGAGUUUCCCAAUUCUAUACCACCCAGCUUGCAAUGGACUCAUAAGGAAGCACAUGCAAGACUUAGCUCAAAAGAUCACUGGGUUAUGUGUGACCUUAGGCGAGUAUCCCAAGGUUCGCUAUUACCGACCCCAGAAUCCGAUACACGAGGCUAGUGUGUUAUCCUCGCACCUUGCUCGUUUUAUAUCUGAAGAAUUGGACGAAUAUGCCCAAUGGAACCCCAACUUCCCACCGCCAAGCUCGCGACCGCAAGGUGUCCUCAUAGUAACGGACAGAUCGAUGGAUCUAAUGGCACCCCUAAUACACGAAUUUACAUAUCAAGCAAUGGCACACGACCUACUACCAAUUAAGGACGGCGAUAAGACGACAUUUCAUAUGACCGUCAAUGAAGGAUCUGAGGAAGCUGAAGAGAAGGAUAUGGAGCUUACUGACAAGGACAAAGUAUGGGUUGAGAACCGACAUAGGCAUAUGAAGGAUACGAUCGAUAAGUUGAUGAGUGACUUUCAAAAGUUCCUUGAUCAGAACCCACAUUUCACUGACUCAAGCAGCGACGCCACCAGUCUUAAUGCCAUCAAAGACAUGAUGGCGGGGCUGCCACAGUUUCAGGAGAUGAAGGAAGCCUAUUCUCUCCAUCUUACGAUGGCACAAGAGUGUAUGAAUAUCUUCCAGCACCAUAAAUUGAACGAGAUGUCGCCAACAGAACAGGAUAUGGCCACCGGUCUCGACGAAGAUAACCGGAAACCGAAGAAUGUCUUGGAUACAGUCGUUCGGCUACUGGACGACGAUGCUGUGACGCAGUCCGAUCGUCUCCGCCUCAUAGUAAUGUAUCUUCUUUACCGGGACGGUGUAAUCCCUGAAGAUAUCAAGAGGCUAUUAGCACACGCCUCUUUACCGCCUCAAGACGGCGAGGUUAUUUCCAAUAUGGAAUUGCUUGGCGGUCGUAUGACUCACGGCCUUAAGGAUGUUCGUAAAGAUUUACGACCCCUAUUCCCUAUCGACACCAAGGCACCUAUUGCCGAAGAUAAUUACAUGUCACGGUUCAACCCAGCUGUGAAGACUAUGUUGGAGUAUUUAUGCAGGGGAGCCUUAGACCAAACAGCAUUCCCUUACGUCAAACCACCGCUUGACCCUAAUGAAGAUGCGCUCAUUGGUCAGGGAUCUUUGCGAGCGGCAAAACCUAGUUGGGCCGGUGCUGGUAGGCGUGUUGUGGAUAACAAGCAACGUAUCAUCGUUUUCAUGGCUGGCGGGGCUACUUUCUCCGAGUCGCGCGCAUGUUACGAGGUCGGUGCGGCAAUGAACCGCGAUGUUUUCUUAGCGACUAGCCACAUGCUCAGUCCGCAGCUAUUUGUACGACAAGUAGGCGACUUAAGUGUUGACAAGAGACGCCUCGAUAUACCUAUGGAGAGACCAGCCCCAAGAGCACCGGCACAUUUGUUUGAACGACCUGCUCCACCACCUAUGGGUAUGCCACCAGGACCUCCGGGUGGACAACGGCCACCUCCAGGAGGGGCUCAAAGAGUACCAGGACGAGCACCCCCCGGGCCCGGAGGGCUACCAGGUGGGCCACGGCUAGGUGGACCAUCCCCUGCCCCACCAACACAAGCCAUGAAUAAUAUGUCGCUUCACACCUCAAGGCCUUCAAACGCAAGCGAUCAGAGACCCGCGUCAUCAAAUGACGGCAAGCCACAUAAACUGGAGAAGGAGAAAAAGAAACGUAAUAUCUUCGGCAUGAAGAAAAGUUGAAGAGGGUAUAGACAUGUGUAUUUCGACCCAGACGUCACGAUAUAUAGGCCUAUUAUGGGAGAUAUCCAAGAUCAGUACUUUAAAAGACCGGGUGAUGCCUCGCUCUCCCUUGGCUAUGGACUGGCCGACUGCUUGGAGAUAGUGUGUUGGAUUUAUAAAGCAUGCGCAUACCCGAAAUAACUAGAGCAUGGCGUUUGAGGAGUUGGCUUCUGGUUGUUGCAAAGGGGACGCCGAGAGAGCAAGCGUUGUGUUGAGUUACGUUAUUACAUAGAAAUGCUGAAAAGCCAGAAGUAAAUCAAGAGCGGAAUUACUCCAAACCAAUGUUAUAUGUACGGAGCAGGUGCAUGCGAAACAUCUAAGCUGAAGAAUAUGCUAUUUAGACCCUAGCUUACUGAAUUCACCAGUUUUCCUAU